AUGGAAACCAUGCCAGAACGUCCCUGGGCUAACGCUCGGAUGAUAAUUAUUUUAGCCGCCCUUUAUCUCGUCUAUUUUGUGGUGUUCGCAGCAUAUGCCGUGUAUGUGCCAUUUUUUCCAAGCGAGGUAAGAUAUAUUAAUUCUGCAUUUUCUUGUACUGAGUCUGUUAUUGACCUGUAGUGGUUUAUCAUACGCUCAUUGCAUUUCCCUAUUAAAAGUCGUAUGUGCUGACUUAGGCUGACUUAGUAAAAAAAGAUUUCAAAACAGCCGGUGCAUUUUUUUUCUGCUCGGCUUGUGAACAGAACAGAUAUGCAUGCAUGAUUAACUUGUUUCGGACUAUGCAAAAAUAUUGUCUUGCCUUUCUUUGUAGUGAGAGUUUCAACAGUUCUUACAACGGUUUUCUUUUUUAACUUCUGUAAAGCAUUUUUAGUCAGUUUAAGUGUUACAGGUCAAAAUUAAAUCCGGAUUAGAAUUUUUAAACAAAAUUGAUUCUCAAUGUUCUUUCUCUUAAUAGCCCUAAUAUUCAUGAAAUAGGGCUAGGAGACAAAGGUAAAUGAGAGUCAACCUAGGUUGAAAACAUUUAAGCUUGAAUAUAAUUUAAUUUAAUUCUAUAACAUCAAUGUUGUGCUUAAGCUUCCUCCUUGAUGCAAAUUCUAUUUUUCUUUAUUUUUGAGUUUAGCAAGGUAUGAUAAUGACUUACUGAUCAGAAAAAAUGCAGUGUACAUCAAAGAAAAAUAAUUGAACCACUACAGGAAUCCAUCAACACAAUCAGAAGAGAGCACGUUAAAUUUAGUAAACUUCACAAGUUUGAGGGUAAUAUUUUAGGGGGAAAAAGUGAAGGUAAUGAAGACAGUAAAGUCACCACAGACAUUUGUUUGGCCAGGUGGGGAUACAAAUUUCCGUUUUCCCUCCAGAAUAAUGUCUAUAAAAUCUGAAACUUUGCAGAGUCUUAUAUUUUUUUUCUUUUCAACAUGACAUGUCAAGGCACUCUUAAGUAACUCCAGCUCUAUCUAACAGGUCCAUUUAAUGUAAUAGUUAAGUUGAAAAAAAUGGUUGCUUUAUUCUACAUGUCUCACCCACUUGGAACAAACCUUGGGGGUUUUGGUUUUUUCUUGUUCCGUGGAAGCCAAUACCUAGCCUGUUCCAGGCGUUCAGGUAGUGGUAAGUAGUGGUAAGUAAAGAAAGCGAGGAAAACUAAAGGGGGUACUGGGGUGGGCGGUGCGGGAAUGCCAUUCCCUCUCUCCCCCCUCAUUUUCAUUUUUUCACGUUCCUUUUUACUUCACACCACUCCCACUAUCUGAACACCAGCGCCUGGAACAGGCUAGCCUAUACCAUGUCUGCUGGGGAAUUUGCAGGUACAGAAGUAGGAGCCGGUGACUGAGGUUUUUAGGUUAUAAGGGGCUAUAUCACUUUUAUUUCUACCUUUUUUAAAAGCUAAAACUUGUCUUUGCAUCAAGUAAAUCUCAAAAAUAAUGGCACUGUAUUUAGGCAUUGAAACUGUGUCCUGUCAGCUGUUGCAACUUGAUGCAAUGAUGGACGUGGAAUUGAAACUUGAAAAGUUGGGCAACCUUUUUCAAUUUUUUUGUAGUAUGCUCAGAAAAAUUAUUGCGGUCAAUAGUGCUCUCUCAGAUGAAAUUUGUUUGAUAUCGUCUCUUUCAUAACUCUACAUGAGUAGCAUUUUGUGUAUGGGAAACAAAACUGGCUGACUUUAAAACAGAAUUGACCUAAAAUGGUAAUAUCCUCAUGACACAGCAUCGUGAAGGGUUAGGGUUGCAGUUACCGGUACAUGAUUUAUAAUCAAUUGUACCUGUGCACCUGCAAAUUAUACUGUUUUGCUAUUCUUUAUCUGUGGGACUGUUUUUUUGAGUUUUGCCCUGAAGUAAAAUGUUUCAUUUGAAUUUUCCAGACUGAUAUUAUUUUGUUGUUAUUUUUGCCAUGAAGUCUUUUGUUUCUUGUCACCUUGUAUUUCAUCAAAAUGUGAAUCAGUUGGCCCGACAAAAUAGGGGUGGGUCUGCAAAUUACUAGGCAUGUAAUCAUGCUAUUCAAAAUAAGAUAUGCAUAGAAACUGUAGAUGGCAUGCUUUGUUGGUGUUGUGUCGAUCCUCACACAGAGCAGCCAGUUUUGUUUUCCCUUGCUUCAUGAUUGUAGCCCUCAGUUCUUCAAGACUAUCAGAAAAAGAAAUGUAGUAUUUUGCUUGAAAAGCUAUACUACUCAUGUUGUAUAUGCGGGUGAUCACCAUAAUUAUGGCUUUUAUUCCUGAUGACAAAAUACAGCUAUGUAGGUUCAAGCAUGUAUGAGCUCUCUUCCCCAGUCACAAGUCAGUUACCUAUCAAAGUUUUCUUCAAACUGCUAAAAUUGAUAGCAUCGGAGGUAGUAAAAGGGACAUUUUACCAUGUGGGGUGACUACGAACUUUGAGAUGGAUUUAUUACUUCUUUUGUUUUCACAGAAAAAAGAAUGUUCUGUUUUUGGAUUAAUUAAGAAAAUUAAGUUUUUUUUUCUGUUUUACUAAAGAUAAGUCCGUUAGGUGAUGGAAAAAAAAACUAAAUAAAGCUAUAUGUAAAUAGCAAUAGCAAUGUUUACAAAGGAGAGAAAUAAGCUAACAAACUUGAGGUUGAUUAGGUUAUUGCCCAGAAACAUAUAACAUUCACAAUAUGUACGUUUCAGUAUCAUGUGACUGAAUCACGGGCUCGAAUGUACAACUGAUUGAGGCGACAUGUUUUUUUAAAGUUCGCCCUGACCAGUUAUGGUAUUCAACUGAUUGCUGCACAGAAAACUUUACUUCAGAAAGAUAUUUCUUAAAACUGCCCACGAGAGCAUUUCUUUAGACCUUUUUAUAAAUAAAUAUAUAGGUAAAAGUUUCAAGCCCAAUCCUCUCAGAUGGAGUGCUAACCAUAGUUGAAUUUUGUGUUUUACUAUUUUGCCACCAAUGGACCAAACCAAUUCUUUGGAAAAAUAAGCCCUCUAAAUAGCCAGUAAAUUCCACUCAAAAUCACUCUUAAUCAAAAAAUGUAUUGAUUUCGGACACGGCGAAGGAGAUUCGCGUUAUCGUCACGUGAUGCCACGUCAGGGAUGAAAGGUUUACACCAGUAUUUAAAUACUGCAAAGAAAUUUUCUCAAGAAUAAUCGGCAGUUAUGUUCCCAAUCUUUUCCGUUUUCAGAUGUCAUAUUUAUUUAUUUAUUUAUGAUUAGUGCAAUUUUUAAAAUCCACUUCUGUUUUCUUUCCUUGAAAUCUCUAUAGGCAGAAAGCAAGGGAGUAUCCAGCACUGUUGUAGGAUUAAUCUUUGGAACUUAUCCAUUUGUAGUGUUUAUCUUUUCUGCUGUGUUUGGAUUUCUCGUAAGUUCCUUUUUUACUUGAAAACAGCACCAUUUGUUUUCUUGCUGGCUUUUAAAGUCUUAUCAUAUGGCUGAUACCGCUAGCGGCCAAGAUGAGGCAAAUCCUCAGUUAUGAUUGGUCUAUUGUACUUUUUCCACACGGGAUUCGGUUUUGGCUAUGUAAUAAAUCCUCUUUGUUCAACUGACCCUGACAGAUCCCUUAACGGGUUUUUCUGAGGAGUUGGGUUUGGUGGAAACAUCACUUGCUUUGGCAGAGAUACCGUAAAAUUCCAAAAAUAAGCCCCGGGGCUUAUAUUUUACCAUAUUUUCGCUAUGUUGUACUUUAUAUUUGAGGGCAAUUUUCCAAGGGGGGGAGGGCUUAUAUUUGAAAAGGCGAUUUAACGGAGGGUUUUUUGCGUUACCGGUUUGGGGGGCUUAUAUUUGAAGGGGCUUAUACAUGGAGGGGCAUAUUCUCAGAAUUUUACGGUAUGCAGCUUCCCAGAAAAAAGGGGAAAAAAAACAAUCAAUAUGAAGGCACAUACCAUCCGUGCGGAGUUUGUAUGCCUGCUCAUUGAACCAAUUUUUUUUCGUUGUAGUUCUCAUCACCAUUACUUCAUCAUUUCCACAUCGCUUCCGUUAUUCUCACAAGACCUUUUUGAACUUAUGCAUGUUUUACCGCAGAAGAGCAAAUUUCACCAUCAAGCCUCGUUUUGAAAAUGAAAAGGUGCAAAGUUUUGCAUAAAUGAAUUUCCAAGGCAGUGGGGUUGAAAGGAAUAUCCACUGACAAAGAGUGCAGAAUAAAUGCUUACAAACGAGGCUUGGAGGUGAGGCUUGCUUUCCGGACGUAAUCAUCCCAUAAGGGCCAUUUGCGCGUGUCUGCAGCCAUUUCUAAAAUAACCUGUGUUACAGUACUGAAAACAAUGACUCAUUCUAUAAAGGAUAAAUACGAGUCUUGAUGAUUUCGUGAAGGUCAGGGCAAAGGGCCAUCUGCAGAAAAUAAAGAGGAGGAAAAAGUCAAGAAAAAAAUUUCAAAGAAAAGAGCCUUCACUUACAGCUGUAUAUAUACAGCUGGGACUCAAACCCAUGAUCGAACGUAUGACAGAACUCAGUAUCUGGCUGACAAGAUUCAAAAUUGCUCAAAAGGUUGUUUAAAAUUAGAGGUUGACCGAACUGUUUGUCGCGCUUUUUUUACUAGCAAGAGAGGAACUUUAUCCUCUCUUGUUACUAGGCAACUGCAGACCCCACUCCCGACGCAUAAGAGACGACAACUAACCGAUCCCCCACGCUCCCUGGAACAGCCACCCUGUCAUGUGAGACGACUCGUUAAGAUUUUUAAUGUUAUACACGGCAUUCAUGAAAAACAGGAUCCAUUAGUUGUAGCCAGGUUUUGAAUUUUGUUUAGGAUUUAGGAAACUUUUAAUUUUUAAAUUCCUGAUGGAUCUUACCGUGUUUAAAUAAAGAUUGAUUGAUUGAUUGAUUGACUCCCGACGCAUAAGAGACGACUCGAGAUACCACCGCGCUAAUGCGCCACGCGGAUUCCGAAACACUGAUAGAUCUUACUGGGUGAGAAAUGCAAUAGAGAUUUACGAAAACUGUCGCUUAGCUAAUUGUUUGCUAAAUAGUUUUUGUAUCUUACUUUUUCAGAUACCAAAGUAUGGUGCUCGCUUUGUGCUUUUAUCAGGAAUUUUUAUCGGCGGAGGAUCACUUAUUUUAUUUGGGUCAGUUGUGGCGUUAAAUAAUAUUUAAUCGCGUCUAAACGAAAAAUCUUACAGAGAUUAGAUUUCGCUUAGCAAAAACCGGAAUUCCUGUGACAAACUAUCCAUGCACUUGAGAAAAGAAACUUUAUGCCUUUGCAAUCGACUAAAUGUAUCUCUGACACAAAUACUUACACUGUGCGCUCGCGAUCAAAUGCUUAGUAAAUACACGAGAGCGACGAGAACCUAAUGGAUAGUGCGGCUGAGCCCGCGAUACAGUCACUUGAUUGGGUUCAGCAGAUGUCUUGUUUUGACCGCUGUUACGACAAAAAUUGCAGAAAGAGGAGGCAGCGUGGCCAAGUGGUCAGCACGUCGGACUUGCAAUCCGGCGGUCCCGGGUUCGAGUCCCGCUCUGGCAACUUGCUGGACUUGUUCUCGGUCGUCCCGAGUUCAAAUCCUCGGCCGCGCUUGUAAAUAGCUAACUGGUUGCCUUCUGCCAGUUGGGGUUUUUAACCCUGUUAUGUUGUGUUUGAAUUAUUUGUUUCUAAGUAUUUGAUUGGAGUGCCUGUAAACGAGCUGGAUAAGCUAAGUGCACUUUCCACUAUAAACAAACCUUUAAACCUUUACUUUUUCUAGAAAGGAUAGAUAGGUAAUAUGAAAUGAAACCCUUAACGUUAUAACAAAUUCCAGUCCUUUUCAACUAGUGAAAAGAAAAAGGAAAUGUAUCAGGAAAAUGGCUACGGAUUUGGGUAACCUUUGCCACUAUUGAUGAGAGGUAACGUUCUUUUGUAUGCAACAAUGGCAUAUAUGAUUUCAAACGGCGGCGCGCUAGAAAUUUAAUAUUCAGAAGCAAAAAUAGACGAUUUUUUCUUACAUAGACUGAUCUUCAGGCUAAUUUGAUUCCCUUUUUGUUUCGAAUGGUACGCGCGUUGGACGAUUUCCGUUUAGAUAAAGGGUUGGUCUUUUAAUAAACUACGUACUAAAUUUCUUUCCAAUAAAAUCAUUUUGCUUUCCACACAAAACCAAUGCAGUUUUGAUUGAUCUUUCAAACAAAUAUAAUUUAACUUGUAUUAAUAGUUGAGGUUUCCUUAAAAGCGUUACUGUACAAAUAGAUGAAAUACACAAAAAUGAAGUCUAUUAUAAGACAUGUCUCAAAGUAACUAACUACUUUCAUCUUAUUGUCUUAGAUUUUGUGACAGCCUUUCCGAUACAACUAUUUUCACAGUUUUCUGUUUUUUGCUGAGAACGACUUCUGCGAUAGGAGGAGCAGCAGCCGAGACCUCAUGCAUGUCCAUACUGAUAGAGAAGUUUCCCAACAAUGUUGGAGCUGUCACAGUACGUUACUUUUGAUAGAGGCCGAGUUAGUUCAAUUAGUAGAGCGCUCACCUGGGUCUUAAAAUAACUAAAUCUAAUCUAAAUAUCGUUAUGUCGGCAAAAUCGUUUGGGACAUCACGCCAACUCUAUUGCCAACUCUAUUGCCUUUGGCCCACAAACGUCUAGAUUUGUGGAUAACCACACGCUAUUUUCUUUCCAACCUAACCCUGGCUAAGUAAAUACGAUAAACAAACAAACAAACGCUGUGGAGCGGUUUUUUAGGAGUAGAGAGAGAGUACUUUUGUGUUGCAUUUUGGUCUUACGUUUCUACGCCUGUGAUUGGCUAAAACGUCUCACGCCACUUUUUCAACCAAUCAGACGUAAAAGCAGGGCCAAUUGUGAUGUGCUCGCACGUCUUGUUUUCCUGCGCUUUGCGCCGACAACAUAUAUGUAGAUCUAUAUCUAAUUGAUUCAUUUCACUGCCUGUGCCUCUUGUGAUUGGCUAUGAUCUUUUCCAGACUUUUAUCUUUUAUAAAUUUGUAAACCUUAGCUGUUCGAUCAGCCUUGCCUUCAAUUUUAAGUGAUAUCUUUUCUAGACUGAGAUCUUCAGAGCAAUCUUCGGCUGAAUCCUGUGGUGCCUACCAUUUACACUGAAAAAUCUUUAAUACAGAGGAAAUAAACUUUAUAUGGAAAACCACCAGCGCUUCGGAAUGUCUCUUUUCCCAAAUCUAAACUCUGACAAACAAUCGGACUCGCUUAUCUGAUUCAGGUUAAAAGUUGAAUAAUCUUCAUACGGAAAGCAGGGAUUUUUUCAUUCGAAAAGGUCAGAUAAUUCUUCAUCGUCAAUGAAAUUAGACGUACGGCUUGAAAAUAAGAUGUUGAUGCGAACUAACACUAUCACAGUUUAACAUUUAUGUUUACAUUCAGUGUCGUUGUUGUCGACCUUCCGACCGUCUGCAUCUUAAGUUUCCUUUUUCCCGCCGAAACUGACGUUCUCGUUCCAGUCUUUUCCCAGUCAACAAAUGCCGUCGUCGUGAACUUCGUCGUGGUUCUUAAGUUUCCUAUGUAGGUUUCCGUUUUAUUCGAAAUAGCAACUUGCUUACGGCUCAAUGCUGCAAUGCGUGGCUAUUUUCUUGUUUCUUUGAUUUAACGAUGUUUUAAGAUUAGUGUGGUAAAGUUUAUUUCUUGCUUGCUUUUAUUUAAUUGAACAAAGUCUUGAAUGUAUUUUUCAUUUAAUUUUUAUUCAUGUAUUUAUUUGAGAAGCAAACUUUUACUUUUACUACUUUUUGCAAUAACAAUAAAAUUGACACGAUGAUCCGUUAACGGAGUCCAAGCCAUUGUAUUUUUCGUUUGGGAUCAUUUGCGGUCCAAGCUGGGGAUCAUUUGCGGUCCAUUUAGGGGAUCAUUUGGCUGUGUGGGGAUCAUUUGCAGAGGUUUCCUCUUUAUAUCACUCAUAAUAUCUCGUAGGUUAUAUUUACUUGAGUGCUACGCGGCUUAUAGUUCAUCCAGUUUUGUUAUGGUUUAAAUAUCCUUUCGUUCUUAAAUCUUAAUUCUUCCCCUCUCUUUCUGUGUCUCUUUAGACCUUUUUCGUAGAGUGCCGUAUAGUCUGAUCCUAACCCUGACCAAACUCUAUAACUUUUGUGUGGUUCUGGUUUCUUAGGGAGCAGCGGAAACAUUUACUGGAAUUGGCUUUAGCCUUGGUCCAGCUUUAGGAGGAUUCCUUUACUCAGUAUGUAAACAGAGGAAAAUGUUGUUUCUGAAUGUUUGCGGAUGUAAGGCCUAGGCCAAAUCUCGAACUGUUCGUAAGACGAACCAAACUCUAACGUGGGUCGACCUAAAUUAAGUUAAGAUUGUCUUUUGGGUCAGACGGAUUGACUUAUUGGCGUGGUUGGGUGGGUAGUGGGUCGUGCGUCGUGGGCCGUGCGCCGUGCGUCGUGGGUCGUCAGUGCGUCGUGCGUCGUGCGUCGUGCGUGAUAGCUCAUGCCUCUUCGAGAAGACUCUUGCUCGUAGAAUUUGGAGGUAUCGUCUUCCUUUACACGACCCUUCGCGUUCAUGAAAAAGUUUCUCCGAUAAAAUUCAGUAAAGCAAAUUUAUCAGCGAAAUAUGUCUUCCCCGGUCCUCUCCCAUUUUCCCGCUCUACGUUCCGAAUGAAAUGCACAUGCGUCCAAGAAAACCACUUCCGGUUUAGAAAACUGUAAGAUAAUCGCUAAAUGUCGUUGUAAAAAAACCUUCCAGUAUGUUUUUUAGACCAAAUUAGGCACUAAGACGCACGACCCACUACACACCCACCCACGCCAAUUAGUCAAUCUCACCAAUCAACUGAAUCAUGCCACUAACAAAUUUUCUCUCAAACGCGGCAAAAUAUACAGUAUCAUACAAAUUUUUAAUUUAUUAGUUUAGUUCGUCGCAUUUGAACAUCGACGUUUGUUAUGGAGACGAUCUUCAGACUUCCUUGGACGAUCCAAACUCAUUCAAACGAACUUAACUGAGCCAAACGUCAAACUUUUCAUGAACAUAACUCACUAUGUUCGGUUUGUCUUAUGAAAAGUUCAACGUUUGGGCCAGGCCUUACUGUUAGUGCACGUCAAUAGAUCACAAUGAUUUACGAAGUUUUGAAACCUGUGUGUCUGACUGCUGCAACUCAAAAUAGAAAAUAGACUUUCUCUUUAAUACAAUAGUUCUACCUUAUAUUAAUUACGCAUUGUCCGUCUACACUGCGUCCGAUUCGGAUCUUACACCUGCGCAAUGUUCCUUGGACCGCUGUUUAGAAAAGUUUCAAACUCAACAUGAAAUCCACUCUUAUCUCUUAUCCUUAUCUCUUCCUUCUUAUCUGCCUUUUUCUGAGACACAUUUUGUUUCAAAAUCUGAGUUUAAACUGUUAUACAGAAUAUAUUAUGCCUGACAAUGGAAUAAAAUAUUGAUUAGAAAGACUUGACGGCUCGAAAAUUGUAUUAUCGUGUUGAUAUGAUAAACAGUAAACGAUAAGUAUAGAGAUGACUUGGUCUAUAUUGUCGUUUGCCAUUAGCCGUAGUCGUAAUGUGAAACUAAGUCUCUAAUUAUCUUCUUUACUCUUAUUCUUACACACAGGCUGGUGGCUUUAAACUUCCCUUUAUUGUGAUGGGCUGUGCUAUGAUUUCCACCAUUCCAGCCAUUGCAGCUCUUUUACGUGGAACAGGUUCGUAGACAUCUCGGAUCAUCUCGUGUUCUUUUUAAGAAAUGCCACAGGAUAAAGUACCCGGCCUGCGAGCAGUGGUUUUCCAGCCAGAAUUUACGCUUUGAAGGGAGGGAAACCAUCGCGAGCAACGUUUUCCUUUAGCCAUAGGGCUCCGCUGGGCGCGCUCCGCGCGCGCGUACGCUCCGCUUUAAAGCAGGAAGGGUUGUAUCAAAACAAGGUCAACUCCAGCCUCGUUUUGAACUGAGUUGUAACUGUACACUCUACAUGAUUACACGAUUUUACUGAUCACUCUGCACCGAUCUCUUACCCUCUGAUAGAUGCCCUUCGCUUACUUUUAUUCGCCUUUGUUAAUAGUUAUUAUUCAUUCACAAUAUUUCGCCGUUUUUAUUGGCCCAAAUCCCCCCGGCUAAAUCUUCAUAACCAUUCAGCUGGCGUUGACCAAGUUUGGAAGAUGCGAGCAAUGUACCAUCGAAUCCUGGCCAAUCGUGCUUGCAUUAUAAUUUAGAUAUCUUGUGUUACCAUUUUCCUUAGAAAAACAAGCUGUUGAGGAAACACGCGAAGAAUCAACUUCCUUCUUCAAAGCAUUACGAAUUCCUGGUGUAUUCAUGUCCGGUAUGUACUCAGAAUUAAUGUAGUAUUAUUGGCGCGUGGUCAACGCCUUAAGGUCUCAUCCAGACUAAUGCGUUUUCGCUUGAAAACGCACACAUUUCGAUGUGUUUAGGCCUUCCUUCCACACUCAUACGCUGAGCGUUUUCGAUUUGAAGGGCUCUUGAAAGUGGAUCAAAACGAAAACGCAUACAUAUCGUAUUAGGGUGGACUGUCGAAAACGCCGCAAAAUGAAAACGAUGACCAAAAAUAUCGCAGGCGCGUGUGUUUGAAGGAUGCCCAUAGAGUUCAACUUACGUUACCACGUGCAAUUCCAUCGUUUUGGAAAGUUUUAGUGUGAACAGUCGAAAACGUUUCAAAACGGUAGUGUGGACGCGAAUCGACGAUGCGUUUUCGAUAACAACGGAAAGGCAGACUUUUGAAAACGGAUUUAGUUUUUAGUGUGGACAGGGCCGAAUUGUUAAAGUAAAGCGUGCUCUUUAAAUGGACAAUAACCCAUUUACUAUUUUCCCAAGGGUGAAUCCCUACGAAAGCUAGCACGGAGGACUACGCAUCAUUAGACCUCUGGAGCUUGUAUGUUUUGUUUUCCCUAUAAGAACCUCAAGGGAAUUUGCCCCUUUUGUCUCGCUUGCCGCGGGUUUGUACGCACCAUAACCCACUUCGGACACUUCCGUCAUUCCCGUACUGUUUCUACCAACUCUAGCUUCUUCAACGAAAAAUCUUGUACAACUUUCACUUCUGAUUGGCUAAAAUGACGCAGUUUUUGUAGCCAAUCGCAACGUGUUUAAAGCAAGGAAAACUGUUCAUUCGACUAAGGAACUUCAUUUUUCGAACGAAGAAAGUUGAUCAAGUGUAUCCUUGGUUCAAAAGCUCGCAGUCGUGUCUUAUCAGGUGUAAAAACUCUCGGCUUCACCUCCAGUUUUUAAACCUGAUAAUACACUCCUGCUCGUUUUUUAAACAGUACUUUAAAUUUUAUUUUCUUCAGUUUUAAACUCAUUGCCACCAUUACUGAACAUGCCCAAAAGCCAAAGAGUAUAAAAUUUAAACCAAGGAUAAAAUUGAGCCACAACAUAUACCCCAGAGAGCGCGCAUACGAGAACAAAAGGCUAUCGUUCUAGCUGUAAGCAAUUUUUUUUUUCUUCACUACACACUAAGCCGUUUACUGCGCUUUUCACAAGCACGCGAACUCUAAAGUUCAAAAGCCUCCUUCACAAUUGCAUUUUUCGCGGCUGUCAAUCAUAAUUACGAUCAAUAUCAAACAAAUAAAAAACGCGUCAGCGUGUGCUACUGAUCUAUAAAUGCACAUAAGAAGUGUCGUAAGCACAAAAGAAGCGAAAGAGGUUAGCUUCUUCUGGCAAGAAUUCUUAAAACAGUUUUUACUUCUGAUUGGCUGAAGUGACGCAUUCUUUUUUUAGCCGACCACAAAGCGUUACAUAGCAACCGCGAAAUUUAUUCAACUAUAUUAUUUAUUUGGAAGUCCUUUUUUUUCUUUUUUUAAGCACUCUCUUUUGUCAUCAUCGGUUGCUCCUUUGGUUAUUUAGAGCCCAUUUUUGAACCUCAUAUGAAACAGGUAAGCUGGUUGAUUUUGUCUCUCUCUCUUUUUCCUUGAUACGUGAUAAUGGUUUUUUUUUUUCUAGUGUCUAUUCAAUCGAAUCAGUAGUCUAACCUAACACAACGAGAUAUUUUUCUUUUGACAUUUUUUAUGUAUUUUUGUUUCAACUGGUGUUCACAGAAUCCUCGUGUUUGGCAUCAGUGCAAUAAGCCACUCGAGAGAGUCCAAUAGAACUGCGCUACAACACCAACCCUAUUAUUUUAUUUCAGUAAUGAGUCCCACUAGACCCCUUCGCGCAAGCUCCUCUUAAGGGGCUUUUUAGUGAAUACGGUCAGGGCCAACACUGUAACCUUUGAGAACAGCAAGGUGGUAACUGGUGCUUUAUCUAUCUUAACUCAGAUGUGAUCCCCUCUCGUCAGCUCCAACCUAAUUUCUCAACUAAUAGGUAUCUCAGUGGACGAGUUGACAAGAGUAAUCGCCGUUUUCAUUUGCGUCGAUAGUAAGUCCAUUGGGCUAACAGUAACAGGGAAUGGUGUUUCCAUAGAAACCCGCUCCCGACCUCCCAAUCUCCCAACUAGGCUAACAUGCACCUCAAGGUGUAAAAGGGGAUGUUACUUCUGGUUUGCAUUAGCUAAUACCAUAAGAUCAAGAGCCUCAAGAAAUGCAGAUACAUAUAUUGUUGAAAGGUGUCUCAGCGUGUCAAUAAUUGAUCCUUUCAUUUACAGCUAGGUGAAAAUUCAGCCCAGAUUGGCCUGAUGUUUUUAUUAUAUUCUGCGGUGUAUGCCGCUUUGGCGCCAGCAAUUGGCUGGUUAGGGGAUAAAACGGUGAGUGUGUUUUAAUUACCGAUAAAACGUAAGCAGAGUAACUCUUUUUAAAAAUGAAUUGACAAACCCCCUAGCCCUUUGAUAAACCAUUUUUUUCUCAGAAAAGGUAUCCUUUACCUGAACCUUCAACUUAAAAAUGGCACUCCUUUCACACAUCUAGUUAUUGCCAACGAGCUGCGAGGCGGCAGUCUUAUAAAGCUGUGCGCGAUUGUUCCAGGGGCAGAAAAAAUCUCGAAGCGAUGUAACAUAGAGUAGUGUAAGGCAACCAUGACGUAAUGCAGGACAGAGAAUGCAUUGUUUUCGAGCGAACACGUGAUACAGGUCAGAGAAUCCACGAACCGUGUGCGUGUUUGUGAGUCCGGUGCUCAUCCCGUCUUCAACCAAUAGUCGGGUGGAUCGUUUCCAUCCUACGCGAUAUCUGUCGCAUUUGCCCGCUAGAAUUUUUCAUUGCAUGCGGCUAAGAAAAAUUACAACGCAGCGAAAUUUUUUGUGUCUUUGAAGCAAAAUAAUACGGAAGGCUUCAUUGGCGCACCAUAAAUUAAAGCAAGGGCCACACAUACACCAAACCUAUGAUCCGCCUUCUCCGCCCACGUCGUGGGAGAACUGCCGUGCGGUUCCCAGCCAACAGCUCUCACAUGUGUUGUGUGGAGUAUGCCGGGGUACAAAGGGUAGACUCAUACAUACAUACAUACAUACAUACUUUAUUGGCUCGUCCCCACGGGGCUUUUCAGAGUCAACUCAUGCCUAAUAUCAAGGAUAAAAUGCUUUUAGAAGGGGUAAUAUUGCUCGAGUAUAAUAAGGAAAAGGCAAGCUCAAGGGGCCUCUUCGUUAUCCACCCUAUGGUAUUCCUGCUGUUCUAGAAACAUUUUUGUUUAGUCUCUCGACUUAUCUAGAGCAAAGGUAAAGCUUCCGGGAAGAAUUAAUUGCAUCCCUAAUCACCCUGUAACCGCGUAGACUUUGCGCACUUUGAAAAUGAAACUGGAGUUUAUCUCGAUUUAGGGUUUUUUUUUUCUUCAGACUUGUUGAAUGUUCCGGGUGGUCUUUUUCUACUCCAUGGAAGAGCUCUAGCCAUUUAAAUGACAUCGACGUGUGCGUUCCAGUCAAAAGAGACCCAUGAAAGAUCUCGUAGUCUCACCACUUUAAAAUAGUCAGGAUUGCAAUCGCUACAAGGGAUGCUAUAAAGCAUCUUUCCAAAACGGGGAUAUAUUCUGGUUUUAAAACUAGUAGAUCUCAAGUUUCAAUUUUCAAGUUUAUUGACGGCUAUAUACAAACAAUUUUUAAGCACCAUCUUAAGACGCAUAUUCUUAAGACGUCUGCUUAUAGUGAUCUGUAUUUUUACAAGUUACAUAGUAAUAUUUAACAAUUAUUCUUUGAAAUCGAGAUGAAUAGUGGCUAAAUAUUUGCCGAGCCGCGAAAGCGGCGAGGUAAAUAUUCCCAAAGCCACUGACUAUUCACCGAGAUUGAAAAGAAUAACUGUUUUAGUAUAUACACACGAAGGGUGCGUUCGAUUGGGAAAUCCGGAUUUAGAUUUUCAAAAUCUAAAUCCGGAUUUCCCAAUCGAACGCGAAAUCCGAAAACGGAUUUCACCUCCGAGAAAUCCGUCCUCAGGGUGGAUUUCAAUUAAGAAAUCCAAAUCCGGAUUUUUUGGAUUCCCCUUUUACCGUUCGAUUGGGAAAUCCGAAAAAGGAUUUGCAAAACUAUUCUCGUGAACAGCGGUCUUCUUUUUACUAAUUAUGCGUGCGCAUGCGAGACCGCUGUUCCUAAGGACAGUUUUUCAAAUCCUUUUUCGGAUUUCCCAAUCGAACGGUAAAAAGGAAAAUCCAAAAACAAAUAUUUCGGCGUUGAAAUCCGUUUUCGGAUUUCGCGUUCGAUUGGAAAUCCGAAAUCCGGAUUUUAAAAUCUAAAUCCAGAUUUCCCAAUCGAACGCACCCGAAGUGAUCUCAACAAAAUUAGAGAGGAAACCAUUAAAAAGUACUAUUUGAUUGACAGAUCAAAUCACGCGUAAGUUUAAAAAUAGAUCUUGGCAGAAUUUUCAAACAUGGCAAUUCACAAGUUUAUCAUUUCGCAAACAACAACGUAAUGGCUUAAAUGGAACCGCUAAAAGUUUGAACUGUUUCCUUACCUGAGAAGAAAAGUGGAGCUUUGUUGUUUUCUGUUGACUCGCCAAGUUUAUAGCCAAAAGGGCUUGUUGUGUCGUUCUUCGCAUGAAGUGCUGACAAAAAUGGCCGGCUCGGUUGCUCGAGGUAAGACGUCGUCUUCCUGUAUCAUUCUUUUUCCUGUUUACUUGAAACGUAGAAUUUCUGCAAACAUUUCCUUUUAAAUUUGUUUGUCAUAAAUAAACUUCGAUUUUUGAGCCAAAAUUUUCUUGUUAGAAAACGCUGAGUUCACGAAACGGCUUCUUCUACGCGAAUACACGGGAGUUGUAAACAAUCCAUCGAGCACAAAACUCAGCUACAGUAAAUUGAAAAACGCCGUAUUGAAUCCUUCCAAGGCUUUUCUUGCCUUAAAAAAAGUCAGCGCUAGGAUUUUGUCGACUUUUAAAAGAUCGUUCUCUAAAAAAAUGGGAAAAACACCGAGCUCACACAUUAUCCACUCGCUAGGAGGUGAAUAUUGUUGAAUAGUCCGAGAUAGCGAACCAAUCAGAUUGCUUAAAUCACCAAGAUGACUGAGUGUGUAAAUACUAAUGUUAUAUAUGUCAUUACAAGAUAUAUUCUUAUUGUAUUUCGUUGAUUUGCAUUCAUAUUGUAAAUACAUUUUUACCUGUAAUGCUCAUUUGAUCAUUAGUAUGAAUAUUUGCCGGCAAUAUUAGUGAAUAAAUUAUUAUUAUUAUUAUUAUUAUUAUUAUUGUUAUUAUUAUUAUUAAUGUUUCAUAAUAAAGAAAUAUUAAAACCCAAUGGCGAAGAGACCCAAGGGAAACUACAGGGCUUAUAUAGUAAUAGGCUUUCUAAAAUAAAACUCUAGUUUCUGCAUACAUUCGUCCGUCCUCUAAAUUGUACGUUUUCUUGCCAGAAAUGGUAUCGAGGCUUCCUAAUAUUGGGGUUCACUGGAUUUGGUAUUGGCUAUCUUAUGCUCGGUCCUGCACCGUUUCUGACAUUUUUACCUCAAAGGUUUGUAACUACCUUAAACAAAGAUACACCAGGGUUCAAUUUAGUAAAGCUUUUCUUUUGCAAGUGUAAUUUACAAUUGUAGCCAUUGACUCUAAAAUAAUGGCUACACUAGUAAAUUGCAUUUAUAAACGGUUUAUUAAAUUGGCCCCAGAAUGGACCUUUUAACCAGCACUAAGCCAAAUGACCGUGCCAUAAAGGCUGACCGUUUAGUACAAAUAGACUACAAUCUUGGACAGUUAAAAUGGAACAGCAAACCCCUACCCCCCACCCCCGAGUCAUUUUCCCGCAUCCGCAUCCUUGAAUGGGGGGGGGGGGGGGGGUAAUUUUCCGUCCAUUUUGUCCAAGACUGCAGCCUCAAUGUAAGCCAAGGAACACAGAUGGUGAAGAGGAUAAGAGUGUUGAUGUGAUAGCCCUCAACAAAAAAAGUGGCUGCUUGAUAGAAAUAAGCUAAUUUAACCUGGGAAAAAUAAAGUGUCCAGCACCAAAGCAGAGAAUAGGUUUCUCUGCAAUAAAGAAAAAUUGUACGUGUUACGUGCAUUAGAUGAAAUAUUAAAUAAAUUGUACAGUUGAACCUCUCCAUCACGGCCGCCUUGGGUGGCCGCCGUAGAAAGGUUUAAACAAGAGUCAAUGUACUAUGGACUAUUCAACAAUGAAAAAAGUGGCCGCUGUACUGAGAGAGGUGGUCGUUAGUGGCUGGAGUUUCGACCGUAGUAUAAGAAGCCUCCGAGUCGACCUCAGUGAUUAUGGCGUGCAUGGCUGGCACUUGAAUCUGUUUGCCCUGAUAAUGUAUGAAAAAACAUUUUUGUUUCUGUGAACAUUUUUAAAAUUUUGCUCUUUUCUUACAUUUUUCAGAAAGGUGUGGUUUGUUUGUAUUAGCCUUCCUAUUUGUGGUCUUGGGGGAGGAUUUUCUUUUGUGCCAAUAAUGCCAGAUUUAGUUAGAAGUGCCAGGUGAGUGUUUUUUAUUACUUUCUUACAGGGAAGCUGAAAAAAAAGCAAGCAAGGUCGAGGAAAGUGUUAUAAGCCGAGCCGAAGACCGAGGCUGAUAACACUUACAAAGAUAUUAUUAUCAUCUUGUAAAGGACCCAACUACUGACUCAGUGAAACUUACGAACAAUUGUAUAAAUAAGAAAAAAGACACAUUUGAGAAACAAUAGGGACCUUAAGCACCUGUGUCUGGGAUGAAAUGCUAUCCAGUGAAUAAAUCGAUAUCUCUAUCAAAUGGAUAGCGCAAUUGGUUUUCCUAAUACUUAUCUGUUGGAUAGAGAUUUAUUCCAAGGGAUAGCGCUAUCUAACGUUUGAACAAUCCGGGCCAGGAUAACUUUCACCGGGAAUCCUCUGUUUAUCUUAGAAAACUUUGAUUCACUUAAUUUUUACUUCACGGCAGCCCUUAGAUUCUCCAAAGAGAGGUUUCUAGGACUUUUUAUAACCUUUCUUUACGUUAAUCACACUGUUAUUAAUAUUACAAUGAAAGACAUGGAGCAAUAAUUAAAAAUAAUGCCUCAAGGUAAAGCUUAUAACGUUCAGCAUUAAACAAAUGUUCACUCGGAUCCGUGUACGUGUAGCAGCCAAAGUAGCAGAGAGCUUUAGAGUGGGCUGUUGCUUUAAUGUGCUUACAACGUACAGGCGCACCCAACGAGAAUAUCGCUCAAAACCACUUAAAUAUAGCGUUGAUGAACGUAUUUUCAUAUUUAAACGGUAGAUAUAGGCUUAUUUUUAUCUCCUAAAAAUUUUUCAUCUGUUCGGAUUUCCUAGCUGAAAGUCUAGUGGUCCGAAAAUUAUAGGGAUCAAAACUUACCUUUUCGAGAAUUUCAGCCUGAAAAAAGGCUCCCGAAAAUUCUAGGUGAUCUUUUUAGGGUAAAAAUCCGUUAAAAAUGGGCAAUUAUCAUUUUUCAUAUGUUCGAAAAUCCUAGGAGAGGCAGGCAAGCAAGAAAUUUUACAACAAAUGUUCCGAAAAUUCUAGAUCUCAAAUCGUCUUCCGAACAGAUAUUUUCCUAAAAUUGACUUUGGGUGCCCCUGAACGUAGAAGAAACAUUGAACAACCACAUCACUUGACUUAAAACUUCAAUUUCUAAGCCUUGUCUUACAGUUGUUUGGUUAAUUCCCUUGACCGUAAUAUAUAGAUUUAGCCAGGGCUAAAAGCGAAGCUCUUGUAUAUUAACUCGAAUUUAUAUUUUAAAUCAAACAAUAAACUUGUUUUCCACAAUUCAGUUAACUUUAGAGCACAUUCAUGCGACUUUUGAGGGGAAAGGUUAAGUGAUUUUAGAGAAAAGAAAUUUGCAAACAGUCCAAGCUAAGAGUGAACUUAAUCUUACAUGGAGUUGAUAGCGUUAUAUGUACACCCAAAAAAUAGCAAUCAUCUUCGAUCACAUUUAAGAGCGCUGGCUCUUGAUCACAGUAGAUUAGGCCUGAAAAACAAAUUCUUGGAAAACAAAUCAGGCCGAAUUUUUUGCGUUCAACAAGUUUACUUUACAAAAUCUUGCCAACAAGUCUGGGGACGUGUAACCCAACCUUUUAUACUUUUUAUACAUCACAUCUGAUGUGAAACAGUACCAUGAGGCGCUGUUUUUAUCAUACAGACCUCGGACAGAAUGCAGUAUUUCACAAUUUUGCGAUACAAAUUGCACUCACUCAAUAUUCAGGACGAUCGAAGCACGUAUGGGCUUUUAGCGAAACCGUUGAAAAAAUUUCCAAAAUCACCUAUACGGCUAGCCGGUUCUCACUUUUGACAAGCGCCAAAGUCGACUGUUUAAAUUAUGAUUAAUAGAGUUAUACACUUCAACAUAAUAGAAAAUUUAUUAUGUUUAUAUUUUAUUUAAUGGUUUUAUAACGAUGUGUAAUCGUCAAAAGCGUUUGAUACGCGCGGCAUUUUGACUACUCCUGCAUGCAAACGAUGUUCAUGAGCGACUGAAAACAAACGGCACAGCGAUAAAAAUUGCAAAAGAGACUACUCACAAUCAAUAAAAGGAAAAUAAUUCGGUGAAACAUAUACAGAGACAACAAUUUUCAUUCAUGAAGACAAGUAUUAAAGUGUCCCUGAAAAUCCUUGUUUAUGUUUUUCAUUUUGUAAGCCGGCUUCCCGGUGUUUGCUUUUUCAAAGAUGAACUCGAGGCAAGAAAAUCGCUCAAAGCUUUCUUUUACAGCCAGAAUUAUAACUAAAUAUUCUUUGGAACCUUUUCUUUCUAUUUGCGGUGAGAAAAUGUCUAAAGGCUUUUUAAAGUUCUAUAAACUUAUAAUCAAACCUGAUGCUCGGUCAGAUCAUUGUCUCAUAUCUUACAAUUAAAAACGUGCAUAAACUAAAUAGCCGCAUAAACUACGCUCGACUUCAUUAAAUUAGAAAUAAAAAACAAACGUCAAAUACAAUAAUUACUCAGGCUUACCAUUCGAGAUGCACUGAAAACUAUCAAGUAAGGCCAGAAUUGCUUCAGACUUUUCAACCCUCUUACGCAUCAAGCACGGUGAAAAACGAAAACGAUGCCAUCCGAAAUCGGAUUUCCGACUUUGACAAGCGACGUAUUUCUCAACCAAAAAUCCAAUAAACAAACUAGCCAUGAAUAAAAGAAGACUCAGCUGAAUUUCAUUUUGUACAUUCAGUGGAAAACGACAGUUAUAAACAUCACAAGUUGACACAAAACUCUGUCAGCUUCAGCAAAGUAAACAAGUUUCAAGAUGCAUAAAUUUUCCGCACGAACUCACCCGUCAAAUUUUGACCAAUCAGAGCAUAAAAAUUGGACGUAGAGCGUGACUAACGCGUGACCUUGGUGAGAAAAGUCAAAAGCAACUGGCAUGUCUUCCCUGGCUGUAAAAACUGGCUGAAUUUUAGCUUCCGAGGUCAGUUUGAAAUCAACAUUUUAAUUUUGCGGCACAUACGAAACACGACAACUUUUUUAUAUGAAUUAAAAAAAAACUUGAGCCUGCGAUCAUUUAAAAACUAGUAACUUGUCAACGGAUAACUUCAAAAAGAUAUUUGACCUCGAUGGGUCGACACCUGAGCCCGCGAUACGGUCAGGUGAUACUGGUCAGCGGAUACCCUAUUUUGACAGCUGUCAAUUGAUCACAACAUUGAUGUGGAAUAUAUAUGUGCAAUAUCGGUCUUCCUGUGCUCGCAAACUGGCUAGAAAGUGUGAGGAUUAAACACUGGUUUUCCUGUGGUGCGGACGGACGGGCGGGCGGGCGGUGUACGGUCACGUGAUUACCAAAUUUUCUGGGAUGGGUAGAUUUACUUACCCAUGGUGCUCCGCAGGCGCGCUUCGCGUGCCAGAGCUCCGCUAUUAUAUGGCUGUCGGUAAUACUUCAACUUUUUAAUUGUAAAUUUAUGGUACGAAUGUAGUAGGAUUUAAUUAAAAAUCAAUAUCUUACCCUGCAUUGUCUGACUGACAAUUAAGUGAAAUAUCUUGGCCUGUAAAAAGUGUUCAUUCAUGUUGUUUAUUAUGUAGAGCGAACGGGAUGCCUGACAAUUCAUCCACAUAUGCCGUUCUCUCGAGCAUUUUUGGCUGCAUGUUUUAUCUAGGGUAAGUUUAUCACGGUAAAUUGUAGUUGGUCAUGUUUUGGUCAUUUUUUGGAAUUGUUUUGUUAAUUUUAUUCCAGCUCUAAUGUCGUUGCGUUAAUAGAAUUUUUUGUUGCGGCAAAAAAAAAGUUUCCUCUGUUGUUGCACAUGCGCUGUACUGUAGUUAGUUAGUUAGUUAGUUAGUUAGUUAGUUAGUUAGUUAGUUAGUUUGUUUGUUUGUUUGUUAGUUAGUUAGUUAGUUAAUUAGUUAGUUAGUUAGUUAGUUAAUUAGUUAAUUAGUUAGUUAGUUAGUUAGUUAAUUAGUUAGUUAGUUAGUUAGUUAGUUAGUUAGUUAGUUAGUUAGUUAGUUAGUUAGUUAGUUAGUUAGUUAGUUAGUUAGUUAAUUAGUUAGUUAGUUACUUAGUUACUUAGUUAGUUAGUUAGUUAGUUAGUUAGCUAGCUAGUUAGUUUUUAAACGAGUAUUAAGACCUUGGCGUUCGAACUCUCCUUUUUUAAGUGUUUUCAGUUUUGUGCCAACAUGUUUCUUCUUUAAGCUUAGCCAAGUUUUCCAGGAGUUAUCUUUUUUUUAUUUACAGGGCAACAAUUGGACCAAGUAUAGCUGGGAUUUUUAGUGAAAACUUUGGUUUUCAGUGGGCCACAAGUGUAAGUUUUUUGUUAAGAUAUUAUCUGCUAGCUCGUCUUUCCACUAAACCUAGUAGAUGCAAUAUGCUGCUCACUUAUCGGGGAACUACCGGUGCGAAACACGUUAAGCGGUGAAUAUAAAUGUAAACUGACCGAUGAAUGAAUAUCUAUUUUGGUUGCGGCUCAGCCACCAAAAUGCUACAGCACUCCCCCGUUAUUGGUCGUUAAUCCGAAUCCCGCUGAGUUCCCGAUCGGUUUGACCUCAAGACAAUCCAAUGGCGGUCGCGCUCUCUUACCGGGCUUUGGAAGGAAGAAACACAUGACACUGCUCAGGACAGCAUUAACAAAUAUAACUUUCUUACCUUCAUUGUUUUUCUUAUUUUUAUUCAUUUAUUUAUUUUAUUUUUUCGUUUGUAGAUCGCAGGUUUCAUCUGUUUUGGUCAAGUAAGUAAACUAUGUUAUUGCACCUCGCCAUGUUCUUUCUGCAUAAAUUUACAUCUUCUGAAUGUGAAGUUGAUCACUAUUUACUCUAAAGCUAAGUUCAAGUAUAUCUAAACUGCACCUACAUCUGUUUAUUUACAAAUAAGAAGGCUUGAAAUCAGUGGUUGCAUGAAAUGAUUACUUAAAUUAAGAAUACGUUACACCUAGGAUGGAUUCACUUGCAACAUAAGCGUAAUUCCGUCGUAUUGCCCGUUGCAAUUUUUUAUCACCGUAUUUUAGCUUAAAAACAAAAAAUUUCAGCGAGCAAAUGCGACGGCUGGACGUGUAUGCUCCAAAUGAUCCACCCUUAGGCCCCGUUUAUAUGGGGAGAAGUUGCUCCAGCUAGAAGACUCACCCGCCUACCCAGGCUACCCUGGGGGGAAGGCCACCUUUUCAUACAUUUCCUUACAAAAAGUGGCUAAUCGUUUACAUGGAAGGGUCACUCCUUAUCCGGGCCAAUUUUUAUCAUACAAACACUUUGACUCAGCCAGCCGUUUCAACCCGGUCAAGACUUGACAAUUAGAACAUGCGCGAGCGCUCUUUUAGACAAUCAGAGCAUGCGCUACGCUGAUGGGGCGGGUUAAAAGGGUCAUCUUUCUUCGCAUAUAAACUCUCACUUAAGUUGGCUCGGUUGGUAGGGUGGCCCUUCCACUAAGGACAGCUUUUCUCCAUAUAAACAAGGCCUUGCUUUCCUAAAAGAGAAUUAAUAUUCCGCAGCAUGUCACGUCGCCAAAAGAAAAAGUCGAACCCGUGAGAUCCGAAACUUAUGGCGGAUGCCUAUCCAGAGAGAUACAAAACAGCCGCAGAAUUAAAAAAAAAAACGUAUUUUCCAGUUGAAAUCAUAUUCAGGCUAGAAGCAGCAUUGUUGAAAAGGGGUGAUGAUAAACUUAGUUUGAUGGCAGAAUUUUAAGUUUGGUUUUGAAGUGAGAAAGAUGAAAAGAAAACGAUCUGAGUUCUCGACGAGAUUUCUUGUAUUAAUUUUCAUUUUAUCAGCUCCAAAGGUUGCCAAUUCCAAUUCAGAUAUUUGAAAACCGUCGGCAAAGGCCAUUUAUUGAAUGUGUCGAAAUGGUCAAAGACUAGUUCUACAACACGAUGAAAGAUCGCAAAAAGUUCAUGUUGGCAAUUGAAACUGGCCUUGUGGUUUGGGUUUGAGACAAAACGCUUCGAAAAGCGUCUUUACGAAAUCUGAUGAUUAAAAUUUUUUGAAACAUUUGUUAGGCAUAAAAUACAUUUACUUCUUAAUUGUUUCCAGGCGCUGCUUCUGUCAGCCUUCACGAUGUUUGAACCGGCUCAUAGGUUAGUAUUUAGUACAAAUGAAGUGUGGGCCAAGGUAAAAGCCUACUCGCAGACAUGCAGUCGUGAUAUUUUCUAGCCACCACGUAGGUCACGUGAACCGUCGGCAACUGGGAACACCGCCUUGGUCGCCUGUCGUUUGUUUAAAUUCGUCGAUUUACGUUGGGGCUAUUUUGAACCAAAAAGAAAAUUUUCACUUCCAUUUUUGGCUCUUUGUUAUGAAUUUUGAGGUGGUGGCAAACCCAGCUCGUUUUACAACACGGGAGGGGGGGCGCGGCUAGCUUAACAGUUAAGUUUACUAGUUCGCGGAUUUACAAAAGGCCCGAAAUUUGUCACUCAGAGACAGCGAAUCAAAACUUAACAGGCCACCAAAAUGUUGAAUGAGGGCAUCAUUUCUUGGCUGUUCUCCGCAGCAAAUGUUGGAUGACCAUAUGGAAUUAUUCCUUCAUUUUCGGGACAUAAAAGAACUACCAUGAAGGUAAUAAGCAAGCCUUAGCUUUGUUCAGCCUCUUAAAUCAUCAACACAGGAAUCUUUAAAAAGUUUAAAAAAUUUUAAAAAUCGGGUUUUCUCAGUAUAUCUGUUAAUUAAGCCAUAAAUUCGUCCACAAAUGGACAUUUCCGCCAAAACUAGAAUGACAGUCAGUACUAUUUAUCCUAAGGGUCACUUUGACUUUGCCUCUUUGAAAUAUACAAGAUGUUAAUAGUGCUGCCUCAUACUUCUUUUUAGAAUAAACGACGCAAAUUCUGGUCUUGCUGAGGAAGAGAAGAGGCCGAUUCUUGUGAGCUCAUAA
Molecule: messenger RNA, 23274 nt
Organism: Porites lobata
Lineage: Eukaryota; Metazoa; Cnidaria; Anthozoa; Scleractinia; Poritidae
Source: the annotation of a GenBank genome assembly